UCUCCGUGCGACGGGUCAGUGAGGUGGGAAACUCUCUUCUCCUCUUAGUUUCUUUGCCCUCUGGUAUUGACAUGUCUCGUCCGGAUGGAGAGCAGAGUGUUUUCAGCCUGGAGCUUUUCGCUCUCUCUCUCCUCUAUGCUUCUCUGCCUUUCUCCAUAACGCUUCCAUCCUUUUCGGCGGGUUUGAACUCGGUUGGCGGCUGUUGCUGUCACUAGAAAGACAAGAUGCCAAGCAGGGUUUGUGGGUUUCAGCCGGCUAUCGACGGCAAGCACCGAGUUUCUACUGCGGCAUGUAUGAGCGAUAUUACUUUUUAGGGAGAGGGCUUCAGGAAAUAUUUUGGAGGAGGUCAGGUCAUCUUGUUUUUGGUUGCUCAAGUGCUUCUUUAGGGAUGUGUUUGACAUUUUACAUGAUGCUUGGAGCUACUAGUUCGUGAUUAUUAUGAUGAAAAAAUGAAGCCUCAGAGCCGUGUGCUUAUCAGAGUGUAGACAAGUAAAAUGUCUGAUACCCUCAAUGAAAAGGUUGGAAGCGACUCUCAUGAAAUCGUACCUGUUCGAGAUGAAAAACGGCCAAAGCUUUCCAUUGAUGUACCCACAAGAAAUAUGGGGCUUUCCUCCAUGAAUUAUCUAAAAGCAAAUGUGCCUUUAACGCCUGGCUCCGAUUCCAAUAGGAUAAAUAUUCUCCCAAUAUGUAGCCCUGCAUCUGCAAAAAUGCAUGCAUCUCCAUGCUCGACAUCAUCUAAGGGUAAACCUUUCAUAAAGAAACUUCUUUCAGGACUAAGCUUCAAGUUCCAGCCUUCAGCUUCAGAAGUAGAGAGAUACGAGACUCAAGCUCCAGAGGCAUAUUCUGCGGAAAAAGGGGGAAAACCUUCCCUGUUGGGCUCGUUUUCCUUUUCAAAAUUAUUCAGCCCGAGAAUUAGGAGGACAUCAUCGUUGCCAAUCAACUCAGACUUACAUGGCAAGAGUCCACAUGGCAGUACAAUGGUUCAUAACAGCUCCUUGGAAAGAAAAGAGGUCCAGCAUCAUAUAUCUCGUUCGCUUUCACUCCCCACAGAUAUCAAACAUAUCAAAUCUAAAAGUAUCAAGAGGAUGAACUCCCUAGGCGGUGUAUUCCGAGUAAUUCCUUCUACUCCACGUGUGGUGGACUUGAGUAGCCCAGUGGCAGAUUCCAUCACUCCCGUAGACUCUGCUAUUGAUGGUGAUGGUGAGGACAUACCUGAGGAAGAGGCUGUCUGUCGAAUCUGUAUGACAGAGUUGUCAGAAGGCAGUAAUACUCUCAAGCUAGAAUGCAGCUGCAAAGGUGAACUUGCAUUAGUCCAUCAAGAAUGUGCUGUCAAGUGGUUUAGCAUUAGAGGGAAUAGAAAUUGUGAAGUUUGUGGGCAGGAAGUUGAGAAUCUAUCUGUAAGACUGCUACGAGUGCAAAGUGUUCAGACGGCUACAACACUCCCAGGCAUGUCCAGACAAAGAACAGUGUAUUUUUACAGGUUCUCGCACGAGAUGCCUGUUCUCGUCAUCAUCAGCAUGCUUGCGUAUUUUUGCUUCCUCGAGCAGCUAUUGGUAGCAGAUGUCGGUACUGCUGCACUAGCUAUUUCGGUGCCCUUCUCGUGCAUCUUGGGAGUAUUCGCAUCCCUCACCGCAUCGACCAUGGUGAUGAAGAGAUUUGUUUGGAUCUACGCGACGGUUCAAUUUAUGUUGGUGGUCUUCUUCGCCCAUCUUUUCUACUCCUAUCUUCAUAUGCAAGUCAUUAUAUCCAUCGUCCUCGCUAUGUUUGCUGGAUUUGGUGUUGCGAUGAGCGGAAAUACGAUCGCCAUCGAGUCAUGGAGAUGGAGGAGGAGGAGGAGGAGGAGGUGGCACUUUGCGUCAGCUGGCAGUCUCACUCCUCUAGAGAUUGUGCCAUCGUCGAGCCAACAACAGGUAUAAUGAGCACACAGUCUCUCUCAACAUUUGCAUCAUCACAGUGGAGUGAGUGAUAUCAAUCAUUCCUCCUGAUCUCUAUUAUGUUUGUGGAGUGGUAUAUCACGAGACUGAUCAUUUGUUGCUGGGCCAAAUGGGUAUCUAUCUAAAGCUAAUUAUAAUCUUCGGAGUUGA
Molecule: messenger RNA, 2084 nt
Organism: Musa acuminata subsp. malaccensis (wild Malaysian banana)
Lineage: Eukaryota; Viridiplantae; Streptophyta; Magnoliopsida; Zingiberales; Musaceae
Molecular function (GO): zinc ion binding
Source: RefSeq, a predicted model, not a curated record